AUGAUAAAUCCAGGUAUUCCUUUCAAAAUGGUAGCUCCCGCUCCCAAUAAUCCCUUCAUUUAGAUGCCAAUAUUAUAAUAGCAAUAGCAGUUUAUGAUAGACCCAAGUGGAUAACAGUAAAUGUUUGCUAUCCAUUAAAAUUAAUAGCAUCAGUAGCAAUAAUAAUUACAGUAGUAGAUCAACAAUUUGGUGUCUGCAUCAGCAUUGGAUGAUUGCGAUUCAGGAAGUAAUUCAGAUGGAGAAUCUUAAGUUUUAACUAAUAACCCAGAAACUGCUAAAUAAUACUUUGACGAUUUCCUGAAAUUAACAUAGCAAGUUGAUCCCUCAAAUAUCCAACUUAGUACUGUGAUAGAAUAGUAUAAUAUCAGUUUCAAAAGUAUGCCAAAUGAUGAAGAAAUGAAAGCUGAAUUCAAUAGAAUGCUAUAAAAAUACAACUCAAGCUCGUAAAAAGGAUAAAAAAAAAAUUGGAAUGAUAACGAAACAAAGAUAUUAUGUUGGAUAGUGAUUAAAGCAUGUGUUCUAUAAAAUUUAGAUUGCAGACAUAUAGAGGAUAAAAUUUGGGAUGAUAUUGCUAAAAUGAUGAUAGGUAGAACAUCAGAAAGUUGUAAAUUUAAGUGGCUUUCUUUAUCAAAGUUAAACUUAUAAUAAAUUCCUUGGAGCGCUGAAGAAGAUGCUUUACUGCUUUCUAUUAUAAAAGAUUAUAAUGCAAGCAACAAGGGUAAUAAAUGGAGUGAAAUCAGUAAAGAGCUUAACUCUAGGUCUAAAAAAAAUGUAUUUAGGUAGGGUAAAUAGUGCAGAGAGAGAUGGAAUAAUCACUUAGACCCAAAUAUCAAUAGAGGACCUUGGCACGAUAAAGAAGAUUUGUAGCUACUAAAGCUAAUUUUAGAGAAAGGUAAAAAGUGGUCUGACGUUUCUAAAGAAUUGAAAAGCAAUAGAACUGAGAAUAAUGUAAAAAAUAGAUUUAACAGUAUCAUUAAAAAAGAAAAGCAAAAUUUAGAAGAAACUAAAGGAAAAGCUGAAUCAAAUAUGCCAGAAAACGAUUUAAUUCACAUCUUAAUAAAAAAAUAUACGACAAGGAUUUCUCAAGGAUUCACUUUAAAUUGUAAGGAAGAAGAAUAAUCUAAAGAUUAGUAGACUUAAGAUAAUAAUUAAAAAAGCGAAUCUCCUUUAGGUAAAAUUGAAAAGCAAAAAAAUAAGCUUAAAGAUUUAGUUUAAAAAGAAAUAAAAACAAAAGAAAAUUAAACAUAAAUAGCUGGAUAAUAAAUAAAUAGUAUGAUUUUGGAAGAUUAAAAUCAGCUUAAUUAAUAAAAAAUAUCCUAAAAUUAAAUAGGAAGCUUUUUUUAAUUUAAUGAUGGAGGACAAAAUUCUUCUGAAGUGGUUGCUAACUAGUAAUAAUAACAAUUAUAACAACAGCAACAAUAGUAAUAAUACUAAUAAUAAUAUUAACAAUAUAUUAACUAAUAACUGACAAAUCAGGUUGUAAAUCCAGAACAUUACUCUCCAAAUACUUUGAACAAAGCUUUCUUGGCACAAGCUGAACAAAUCAGCUAAUGCUCUAUGAGUCCAGGUAAUUCCUAAUAAAAUACACCUCUUUAAUAGCACCAUAAUUAAGGCCUACUUCAGCUAUUUUCUGCUAAUGGAGGAUAUAUUGCAGCUAAUCCUGCAAAUGUAUAAACUUAAAUAAUGCAGCCAUAUUUAAAUUAACCUCAAUAGCAGGGGUAAUAACAAUCUUAUCAAUAAUAACAACCCUAAUAAUCUCAAUUUUUCUCUUAGUCUUAAUAACAAAAAUAAUUAACAGAAAGCCCUUCAAGCUACAAAAUUAGAAAUGCUAUGGACUUAAUUAAUUAAAACGAUGCAGUAUCCAACAUGAGCUUAGCCUUUUUUAAUCCUCAAACUUAAGAACUUGUAGAAAUAGACCAUUAGCUGCUUGAAGAGUAUACCAAAAAUUAAGUCAGAAUACAAUUGUAAUAAUAUGCAUAAAACAUUAAGAGCUCAACAUCUUAGCUAUAGACACCAGUUCAAACUCCUUAACAAACUCCAUAACCUACUUUUUAAAUUAUGUUUCAUUAAUUAUAAAAUUAGAUGGUAGGCUAAGCUGGAAGCAAUUCACCUCAGUAGUAUUAGCUGUACAACAAAGGAAAUAGUCCUACUUUAAAUGCUGGAAUAAUCAACAGUCAGACAGGUACUACCCUUUCUUAGCAACAGCAGCAAUAACUUAUGGGCAUAAUUGGUACUCCUAUAUCGCCUUAAACAAAUCUGUUUAAUAUUAUGCAAAAUAUGUCUCCAGCUGCCUCAGGUUAUAACACACCAAACAAUAGUAAUAAUAACAAUAAUUAAACAGACAUUAGAAGCAUAAAUUAAAUGCAGUAAUACUCAAACUUCUUUAUGAAUAACGCAAAUAGUAUGGUGUAGCAGCCUUAAUAAUUCCCUAUUUAAGCAGUGUAGGGAUAAAUAUAUAUGCAAGCAAAUUCAAAUAAUAACACUAACUUUACUAAAGAUUAAAUUAACUAUUCUCCAUCUAAACAGAAUUUUGCUAAUUAAUAUAAUUAAAUUAACUAGCACUGA
This is a messenger RNA of Tetrahymena thermophila SB210, 2565 nucleotides long. Its product is annotated as Myb-like DNA-binding domain protein. NCBI's taxonomy places the organism in Eukaryota, Ciliophora, Oligohymenophorea, Hymenostomatida, Tetrahymenidae. The transcript has 9 exons. Gene Ontology annotation, biological process: regulation of DNA-templated transcription. Gene Ontology annotation, cellular component: nucleus. Gene Ontology annotation, molecular function: DNA-binding transcription factor activity, RNA polymerase II-specific; RNA polymerase II cis-regulatory region sequence-specific DNA binding. The record is from RefSeq and is a predicted model, not a curated record.